AUGCGACAACAAAUCCGUCAACAUGAAGGUGUUGUACCAAAUUCGAUUCAAAUUCAAGGUUUUGAAUAUGAUGAACGGGAAUUAUCACUUAGUACAUCAAUAAUUAGUUUAGACGAUGAUUAUUUAUCAAAAGAUAUACUUGAUGAUCUUGAUCGAAUAUAUACUCAUCGUUCUCAUCAGAGAUGUAUGACUUUAACGUAUUUAACAUUGCUGACAAUGACAUUGGCUGUUGUAUCGUGGAUGUUUUAUUGGUUAUGGUAUAAUCACUGUGAAAAACUAUUAGCGAUCGAGCGAAAAAACCCAUUGACAUGUAAAUUUGUUUUUCCAUUUCAAGUUUUGAUCUUUAUUUUUCUUGGUUCGUCAGCAAUUUUCUUUAUUUUGAUGAUUAUUGCCUGGUUCGUGUUCGCUUGUCGGAAUCCAUUAGAUCGUAUUCGAACAAAUUUCAUUGCAUUUCGUUUAGAAGGAGUUGCUUGGCAAAAUCAACUCGAUUGUUACUUUAAACAGCAUUCCAGAUGUUUAGAUUUUGUCCGAAGAAAGAGAUUACUCGAUCGGAAUUUUGGUUAUAUUAUUCUUUCCUUACAUGGAAUACUUUUCGAUGAACUAUUUCUUCAAACAUCUCGCGAAAAGAUGAUUAUCAAUGGACAAUUUCUCGAGCGUGAGAGAAUAUUGAAACUCGAAUGUAAAAAGAAUGAUCUGUUAAUUCAUUUAUCCGAGGAAUUGAUUUCAAGAAACAUCAUCGAAGAAUUGCAACGAACAUUGAAAAUUCCGAUAAAUAGUCAUAGUAUUGGACCAACACGGUUUAGUUAUUAG
Molecule: messenger RNA, 810 nt
Organism: Adineta ricciae
Lineage: Eukaryota; Metazoa; Rotifera; Eurotatoria; Adinetida; Adinetidae
Source: the annotation of a GenBank genome assembly